AUGGACGUUGACCUCAAAACAGACAACAAGGCCACCGUUACGGAGGAGCACCUCCACAUCGAGGUGACCGACAAGCAUUCGUUCGACAAGCAUUCGUUCGACGAACAUGCCGAGGUGGUAGACAAGAAGGCCGAGCGGGCUCUGAAACUCAAGUCGGACUUUCUCAUUCUUCCCAUCAUGUCGCUGACUUAUCUGAUCGCCUACAUGGAUCGCAAUAAUCUCGGCAAUGCGAAGAUCAUGACCUUCACCAAGGACACCCAUCUCACGAGCAAGCAAUUUUAUAAUUGUCUUACCAUCUUCUAUGUGGGCUAUCUUACGUGCAUGCUUGCCGGCAAUCUGGCUCUCAGAGCCUGGGGACCUGACAGAACCAUCGGAGGAGCCUGCGUGUUCUUCGGUGCGAUUGUUUGCGGCUUAUCUCAGGCGAAGAACUACGGCUCUGUCAUGGCCCUUCGAGUGCUGGUCGGCUGUGGAGAAGCCUUCAUCCAGGGAGGCGGUCUCUAUUUGAGCUUAUGGUAUAGCCGGCAUGAGCUAGCUACCCGGGCGGCGAUUUACUACUCGACCUCAACGAUUAGCGGAUGCUUCAGCGGCCUAAUUGCCUAUGGUGUCCAAAAAGAUCUCAAUGGCACGCAUGGAAUGUCUGCGUGGCAGUGGCUCUUCUUGGUCGAAGGAAUACCUUCAAUUGCGGUGGGCAUAUUGAUCUUGUUCCUUCUGCCUCAGUUUCCAGACAGACUGAAGAAAAAACACUGGCUUUUCACCGAGGAUGAAGUUGCUCUUGCUGUCUCCAGGGCGAGUGCCUAUAACGUGGCAGGAGCAAAACUCAAGUGGUCAGAUGUACUGCGUGCUCUCAAGGAGCCGAAAACGUACAUGAUGGCUUUCAUCUAUGGUGGCGUUGGCAUGGGAUCUGCUGCAGUCGGCAACUUCCUACCGUCUAUCAUCAAGUCGUUUGGUUACUCGGCGGUCCAUUCUCAGCUCUUUACAGUCAUUCCAUAUGCCUGCGCGACGGUGUCUUUGGUCACGGUCAACUUUGUGUCUGAUCGAUUUCGGCGCAAAGGCAUAUUUGUUGCCGGGAGUCUCGUGCUUGCUAUUGUGGGCUAUAUUAUUCUGAUGACCAUCACAAAUAACGCAGGUCGCAUUUUUGCCACCUGUCUGGUGCUCAGCGGAAUCUACCCAGCCAUCAUUCUGGUGUUCUCUUGGGCCAAUACCAACAGCUGUGGGUAUACCAAGAGAGCAACUUCAUGGGCAGUUGCCGGUAUUUUUGCUCAGUGCUUUUCCAUUGCGGCUUCGCAAGUCUACACCGACCCCCCAAGGUAUCUAAAAGGGCAUGGAGUGAUGUUGGCCUUUCUUAGUUUCAGCUUGAUCAACACCCUUGCAGUGUAUUUGUGGAUGAAGCGUGCGAAUGCGAAGAAGGAAGAAAUUGAAUUGGAUUACAGACAGAGGGGUAUCGCCCAUCCACACUAUUCGACUUCAUUGGAGGACGAAGGUGAUGGGCAUAUCAAAUUCCGAUACGUUCUCUGA
Molecule: messenger RNA, 1515 nt
Organism: Fonsecaea multimorphosa CBS 102226
Lineage: Eukaryota; Fungi; Ascomycota; Eurotiomycetes; Chaetothyriales; Herpotrichiellaceae
Exons: 7
Coding region: 1-1515 (504 amino acids)
Biological process (GO): transmembrane transport
Cellular component (GO): membrane
Molecular function (GO): transmembrane transporter activity
Source: RefSeq, a predicted model, not a curated record